ACCCGCCUUCAAAAAAGAUCCAAUCUAAACCCUAGAUUUGCAUUUUGAAAGAUCCGAGGCCCAAAACAUUUUGCCGACAUUUCGCAUCAUGGAUUCAAUUCAAAGUUCAAACCUCCGAAAAUUUAUGGCCUCAAGAGUUUCAUAGUCGUACUUAUGAAUAAGGUUCAUAAUUUCAUUGUUUGCGUUGCGUGUGUGAAUUGAACGAGACACCAUAACCCACCUUCGAUUUUCCCACCAGCACGACGGACCAAGCACUCGGGUCGAAUAAAUCCAUGUAGCUAGAGUUGGGGAUUGAAAAAGCUGCGAAAAUUUUCCAUUGACGAAGUCGAGGAACGAUUAGGUUUUCAAGAGCGAUCGUCUGAACUCCAAUUUCUGACUCUGAUUUGAAAUUCUUCAUCAGGGUUUUUGAAGCCGUAAGAAUCAAUUUCCGAAUUUCAGUUUUCAUCUCUAAAUUUAUGAAUUUCAGAAGUUUAGAUGAGUUCUGGGUCUUCUACAUGAACCAGCACUCCAAACCAUCGACGAGACGUUGGCACUUUAUCGGAACUCUUUCUGCUAUCUUCUUCUUCCUAUGCUCGCUACUGUUUAGCUGGUGGUUUCUGUUCUUUGUGCCAUUAUUUGGGUAUGGAUUCGCGUGGUACAGCCAUUUCUUCGUCGAGGAGAAUGUUCCAGCCUCGUUCGGCCAUCCAUUUUGGUCUCUUCUAUGUGAUUUCAAGAUGUUCGGAUUGAUGCUUACUGGGAACAUGGACAGAGAAAUAAAGAGGCUGGGAAAAAGACCUGUGUUGCAGGCGUUCUAAUUCUAAUUUCGUCUGAUAAGGAUUACCACAUUGUUUUUGCUUCCCUGUUGGAGAAUCAACCCACCCCCGGAUUGGCUGCUCCAGCCACAGUUCGCCGUUUGAGUCACUUCCCGCAGCUCUGCUAUGUGUUGGAUGCUUCUUUCGCUGCUUUGGAUGGUUUGAAGCCAUUUUCUCCUCCUCAAGCUUAGAAUUCUCUGCAGAGCAGCAUACUCAUGUUGGGCUCUGCUUUAUUUGGAAAAUAUAACCAGUUAGCAGAACUGUUUGGAAGGCUCCUUGAUGCUCUGUUAUGCAAUAUACUUCCAGAUUUGAUGCUCAAACUGGCUUACAAACGGCAGUGCAUCUAGUGGUAUUCUGUAAAAACUGGUAUUUAUGUUUAUGUUGUUCUAUGAAGUGCAUAAACAAAUUUAUACUUAUUUCUAAUAUGCUUUUUUUUUUGGAAACCAAUUCACAAACAAAAAUUUGCGUGAUUCUCUUAGAUUAUUACAAAGUUCGAAUGAAACAAAAGUUAGGUAUUUAGGAGCCUGCAUGCACUUAAGCCAGAUGUAUUCUAGACUUGGAAAAGUAACAAAAGCUCUGAAAUUUUCUA
This is a messenger RNA of Momordica charantia (bitter melon), 1380 nucleotides long. RefSeq names its product transmembrane protein (DUF962). NCBI's taxonomy places the organism in Eukaryota, Viridiplantae, Streptophyta, Magnoliopsida, Cucurbitales, Cucurbitaceae. The record is from RefSeq and is a predicted model, not a curated record.